Molecule: messenger RNA, 2931 nt
Organism: Epinephelus fuscoguttatus (brown-marbled grouper)
Lineage: Eukaryota; Metazoa; Chordata; Actinopteri; Perciformes; Serranidae
Product: heart- and neural crest derivatives-expressed protein 1-like
Exons: 2
Coding region: 676-1251 (191 amino acids)
Biological process (GO): heart development; regulation of transcription by RNA polymerase II
Molecular function (GO): protein dimerization activity; DNA-binding transcription factor activity, RNA polymerase II-specific; RNA polymerase II transcription regulatory region sequence-specific DNA binding
Source: RefSeq, a predicted model, not a curated record
AAUCACACCUAAUAAACAGCCGUAGCCAAACAGAGGGUGCGUAAAUUCCGUGCGUAAAACCUCCCCAAACCCUCAAAAAACCCUCUUUUAAAACACAACUCGAGACAGUUAACCCCCUUUUUCUCAAGUGUGCAAGUCUGGUAGCCAGCAUCUAACUCCAACAUGCAGAUAUUUACUUGUGUAGUGCCGUGAGAUUAUGGCACCAUGGCGCAUGUUAUUACAAACCUCUCCAGACUCUCCUCCCAUCCUGGGCGCUUUCCUCUAUUGGCUGCCUCCUUUCCACGCUGACAUCCAAAUCAUAUAAACCUGGGGGCCUCACACCUUCACUGGGGUCAAAUUUCUUGGGCAAAUCAGAGCAGCCUCUCCGGGAAACGGUCGCAAGAAAGAUACACAAGAGGAUUCCAGCACUUCACCGAAAUUUGCUUUCUGGAAUUAUAAACUUUUUCACGGCCUGUUUCACUUCGGCUGAAGUUACUUUCAGAAUGACGACGAUGUAAAAGUUGGUGGCUUCGUUUGGCUCGACUCGUUAAUGCAUUCAGGGGAAUACAUAUCUAAGUGUUGAAUGAGUUGUGCUGGCUGCAGAUCCCCGAGCAGAGACCGUUGUGGGGCAGCACCGGAGAGAGAUCGAGGGCGACGGAAAACACGACAACGACCCCAUUUGUUCCCCCGCUCGACAUGAACCUCAUCGGGGGCUACCAGCAUCACCACCACCUGAUGCACGAACCCUUCCCGUUCGUGCAGCGGUGUCAUCAAGAUGCGCCGUACUUCCAAAGCUGGGUGGUGAACCACGGCGAGAUGCCCCCGGACUUCCAGAUCCAGGCGCCCUACCCGGCCGUGGAGCACGGAGCGCCCGGAGCGACGCACGACGCCCGGCUGGAGGGGCUCCAGGCGGGGAUGGGGAAGAGGAGGACGUCGGGGCCAAAGAAAGAGCGAAGGCGGACGGAGAGCAUCAACACAGCUUUCGCCGAGCUGAGGGAGUGUAUCCCCAACGUCCCCGCGGACACAAAACUGUCUAAAAUUAAAACUUUACGCCUGGCGACCAGUUACAUCGCCUACCUGAUGGACGUCCUGGCCAAAGACACCGGAGAGACGGAGGGCUUUAAGGCCGAAAUUAAGAAAUUUGAAAACCGGGAUCUGAAAAGGAAACGAGAGCCGACUGACGGCCUGCAGGAGUCUUUAGGAGCCGAGAAGAAGGUGAAGGGCCGGACCGGGUGGCCGCAGCAGGUCUGGGCUCUGGAGCUCAACCAGUGACCCUGCCUCCUCCUCCUCCUCCUCCACCUUUUCUCCUUCCCCCCCUUUAAAAAACCUCCUCAGAGACUCUGGAUUCAAAUCAGAUAAAAACCACUGACUGACUGAACCUAAACACGCCGCUGUGCGCGCGUAAUGACGCGCGAAACAGGAGAGAAUGAAAGGACAGCAUGCAAACAAGGUGGGAGGGAAACAUCCCGAUGGACACCGCGUCGAUCCUCUUCUUCUUCUCUCCUGGUGUGGUGUUUAACUCGACACACGAGUCUGACUGUAGGUGUGUGAUAUUUGUGGUAUUUCUGCCUUUUGAUGUUUCCACCCCUGCAGUACUGUAGACCAGAUGUUGCCACAGUGUCAAAAACAUCUGUCUCCCCCCCAAAAAUGUGUUUUGAUCUGGUGUGGAGUGGUAGUGGUGUUUCCACAUCUGAUGGCGCUGGAGCGGAAAAUAAUAAAUAAAUUAUAACAAAUGACGAGUGGAGUAAAUGUAGAGUAUGUUGUGGUCUGUGAGGAGCGCCACUGGAGAGGUGCAGAAAAAUCAAAUAUGAAAAAUUAAUACCUUUUUACGCUUCUGGUUAUUCUUUCUGCCCGGGAUUUUUCUUUUUGUUGCGUAAAUUAUGCCAAAUCACAGUCACACGAGCUGCACAGCAGAAUUAUUAAACAUCAAUUUUCAGUGUGAGUUAGGCCUAACAGAAGAUGGCAGGUGUUAAAUGAUAUUUGUCCAACCGGAAGUCAGUUAUGACACUCAAAUAUAUUUAGAAACUGACAUUUUUUUUUAAAUUUAUUUUUUAUUUUUAUUUUACCGUGUGCUGUCACCUUGUUGUUAAUCCGUUGCCACGGGGUUAUGAAAUUAUCACGAAUAUGUUUUGCAUAAAUCGUGGUAUAUAUUUUUAUUUUAUUUCAUUCACAGGAUCUAAAAGAUUUUAGAGUUUGUAAAUUUUCAGCUGCAAAAACUUUACAAAAAAAAAUACAUCAAAUGCAUGGCAACGUCAUGUAAAAUCAGAACUUAAUAAUUAAAUAAUUAAAACAUUAAUGCAUUACCAGACAGUCUUCUUUGUGAUGUCAUAUCAUGUAAAAACGAAAAUGAUAUAAAAUAAAAACGAAUCCAGUAAUAAUUUCUGUCCCGGAAGCCGAGGCCAGAGGAAACACAUUUUUGAGGGGAAACGUUUUUAUUUUUAUUUUUUAUUUUUUGUCACUUUUUCAUUGCUGAAUAUGGCGCAGUCAGAAUAUUUAAAAUAUUAUUAACCCAUUAUUCUCGGUCAGAUAUGGUACUAAAGAAAAAAAGCUCAGAUGGAGUCCGUUGUUGAUGUUUCUUGUAGAAAAUUAUUGAAUUUACUGAAUCUACCUCAAAAUUAAUGUCACUGUGCGCUCUGAGACUGAGACACCGAAUGUUCCGUUAACGCACAGCUCUCACUCCGACAUGUUAAACACUAAAAGUAAAAAAGGAUUAAAGGUUUAUGACUGUGCGGAAUGUUUUUGGAAAUAUACAUUGGAUGUGAAGUUAUAUAUAGUUCCGUAAAUAAAUGAAUUAUUUUACGUCACUCCAGCUGUAGUGAAAGUGUUUCUUUAUUUUAUUUAACGGUCAGGGAAUUAAUGUCUUAUUAAGGAGACAUUGAUCCCUAAUAAUAAGGCGAUGUUAUUUUAUUGUUUUUUCUUUUUACUUAUUUAUGUGGCAAGAAACGAUUAUAA